Grosmannia clavigera kw1407 is the source of this 1152-nucleotide messenger RNA. Its product is annotated as mitochondrial carrier protein rim2. The transcript has 2 exons. NCBI's taxonomy places the organism in Eukaryota, Fungi, Ascomycota, Sordariomycetes, Ophiostomatales, Ophiostomataceae. Gene Ontology annotation, molecular function: pyrimidine nucleotide transmembrane transporter activity. The record is from RefSeq and is a predicted model, not a curated record. Bases 1 to 1152 code for a protein of 383 amino acids. Gene Ontology annotation, biological process: pyrimidine nucleotide import into mitochondrion. Gene Ontology annotation, cellular component: mitochondrion.
AUGUCAGAACGUGUCACUACCCCUGACGGUUCUGUGGCCGGCUUUCUGGCCACGGCUGGGCCUGUGCCCGCGCAGCUGCCGUCGCAGCAGAGCGUCGUCGUGCCCGUGAAGAAUGCGAAAUCAUGGUCUCACAUGGUAGCCGGAGCUGUCGGCAGUCUGGCGGCCGCGACCGCGACCGCGCCGUUCGACGUCAUCCGGACACGGCUCCAGUCGGACUUUUACCAGCAGCAGCAGCGAGCGCGAGCAGCAGCAACAGCCGCAGCCGCAGCAGCCCAGGCCGGCCGCAGCAGUGCUGCCGCGAUGGUGCCGCCGUCGACGGCCAACCCGCUGCGCGCCAUGGGCCGCCACCUCGGCGAGACGAUGCAAAUCUUUGCGUCCGUGCAGCGCAACGAGGGCUGGCGCGCGCUGUUCAAAGGCCUGGGACCCACGCUCGUCGGCACGGUGCCGGCCAAGUCCAUCAACUUUUAUGCGUACGGCAACGGCAAGCGGCUGCUGGCCGAGGCCGCUGAUGUCAGCCAGGACACGCCCUGGGUGCAGCUGGGCGCCGGCAUCGUGGCUGGCCUGGCCACGUCGACGGCAACGAACCCGAUCUGGCUGAUCAAGACCCGACUGCAGCUGGACCGAGAGGGCCCGACAGCUUCUCCCAGCUCGACCCACCGCCGCUACCGAAACUCUCUCGACUGCGUCCGCCAGGUCGUCCGCCAGGAAGGCGUCCGCGGCCUCUACAAAGGCAUGACGGCCAGCUAUCUCGGCGCGGCCGAGUCGACCCUCCACUGGCUGCUCUACGAACAGCUCAAGCGCGGACUCGCUCGCCGCCAGACCGCCGCCGCUGCUGCUCGCCCUCCAGACGCCUGGGAUCGCUUCGUCGAGUGGACCGGUCCCCUCGCCGCUGCCAGCGCUGCUAAGCUGUGCGCUACCCUCCUGACUUACCCCCAUGAGGUCGUGCGCACGCGCCUGCGACAGGCUCCCGCUGCUGACGGCCGCCGCAAGUACACCGGCCUCGUUCAGUGCUUCUUGCGCGUCUGGCGUGAAGAGCACAUCGCCGGCCUCUAUGGCGGCCUCACACCACAUCUGCUGCGCACCGUCCCGGCUGCCGGCAUCACCUUUGGCAUCUACGAGAUCGUCCUCAAGCUGCUGAACGCACCAGAGUGA